Messenger RNA from Pectinophora gossypiella (pink bollworm), 512 nucleotides. RefSeq names its product 39S ribosomal protein L53, mitochondrial (gene mRpL53). The record is from RefSeq and is a predicted model, not a curated record. The transcript has 3 exons. Bases 78 to 512 code for a protein of 144 amino acids. Gene Ontology annotation, cellular component: mitochondrial large ribosomal subunit. Lineage: Eukaryota; Metazoa; Arthropoda; Insecta; Lepidoptera; Gelechiidae.
ACAAGAACAAAGUGUAUGUGGAACGCUCGUGUAAUUUAUUGAUCGAUCCCUGAAAUCCUGAAUUUCUGAAAAUAAUUAUGUCUAUUCCAUACAGUGGUACGAUCAGAAGAUCAGGAGGCGUCGUUUCUGCUAUUGGGAAGCAAUUAAAGAACAUAAAUCUUAAGGCUGCAAAAAGAAUUACCGUAAAAUUUGAUCCUUUUAGCGACAACGUUACCCACACAAGAAAUUUCCUCCACUAUAUCAGUGCACCGAGAAUAGCACUCACAAACCCUAAUUGCGCCCUUAAAACUGAAGUUGUUUGUGAUCGCAGUGAGCCUACUGUUGACAUAACUAUAGUCCCAUCAAUUGCAGAAACUGCUGAUGUCAAAAAAGUUACUUUUAAAAGUGGAAAUCUAACUUGUUUGGAGCUCCUUCAGUUGUUGAACAAACACGUGUCUUCCCUAGCACCAGUUGAGCAGCCAACAUCUACUAUUCAGACUAAAUCAGAAAAGAAGAAGAGUAAGAAGAAGUAA